Molecule: messenger RNA, 1108 nt
Organism: Colias croceus (clouded yellow)
Lineage: Eukaryota; Metazoa; Arthropoda; Insecta; Lepidoptera; Pieridae
Exons: 2
Coding region: 470-1108 (212 amino acids)
Source: RefSeq, a predicted model, not a curated record
UCAAGUGACCGUCGCGCAGAUAGAUCGUGCCGUAUGAGUCAAUCAAUUUAAGUUAUCUACGAGCUUUUGUAACAGUGUUUCUAUUAUUGACAAACUGAUACCAGUGUACUUAUUCAUAACGUGGAUAAAGCCUAGUGAACAGUGAAAAAACUUUAAAAAAAAUGCGGUAACGUGUACAAACCAAAAACAUUUUUUUAAUAUUAAAACAGUGAUGUUAAAGUGCUAAUUCAUUACGCAUCGACGACGUGGAUUAACUUAACUUAGAAACCGGUUUACACUCGUCACAAAAAACCUAAAGGCAUAGCGCAAAUUUAACAGGCUACGUUGUAGCGACGAUAGCUCGGUGGAGAAAUUCACACGAUUAACUCACGCGGUCGGUGGUUCGAGUCUACGAGGAGGAAAAAAAAUUUUUUUUUUUUUUUUUCUUCUUAUCCUAUCGAGGCAAUAUCUAUUGAACCAAGAUUGAACCAUGUAUAAGACCCCUCCAAAAAAUUCUCCUAACCAACAGUCAUCACGCACUGAAUCUGAUUCUUGCAGACUGAUUACUGAAGACGGCCACUCUUCGGAACCUUCUGCAACAAACAUUACUCAGCGCGCAAAGCGUCGCCGGCACAACGACCAUCAUAAUGACCAAAUGAACGAACUUAGAAUUGAUUUGAAUAGUAUGAUCAGAGAAUUAAUAAACUCCCAGAAUACUAGAUUGGAUAAACUGGAAACUCUUAUAACGGACAUAAAAACACAAUACGCAAAAAUUGAAGAAACUAACACUGAGAUUGAAAAAUCUGUCACAUACAUCUCAGAUCAACUCACUGAGCUUGAAUCAAAAAUAUCGGGUCUUGAAGUUCUUCGCAUUGACAUGGAGAAAAAAAUAUCCUCACUUGAAGAAAAAAUAGAGGCUCUGGAGCGCCACAGCAUUAAAACCUGUGUUGAACUGCGUAAUGUACCAAAAAUACCGCAAGAAAAUAAAAGUUCUAUCUACACAACCAUACGGCAUUUAGCAAAACAACUAGAUACGGAAGUUUCUCUCUCUGACAUCCGAGACAUUACUAGGUUGCCGUCCAAAAAAGAUAGAGAAAUAAAAGCACCACCGAUGCAGUUCAGGAACUAA